Molecule: messenger RNA, 1554 nt
Organism: Metarhizium album ARSEF 1941
Lineage: Eukaryota; Fungi; Ascomycota; Sordariomycetes; Hypocreales; Clavicipitaceae
Product: cystathionine beta-synthase
Exons: 2
Coding region: 1-1554 (517 amino acids)
Cellular component (GO): cytoplasm
Molecular function (GO): cysteine synthase activity; cystathionine beta-synthase activity
Source: RefSeq, a predicted model, not a curated record
AUGGCUAGCGCACUGCCUCAUACUGGGCGCAAGCCUGCCACUGUCCUGUCUGCCACCGAACUCAUUGGAAACACCCCCCUGGUCCGGCUCAACAAGGUACCGCAGUCGCUUGGCAUAGAAUGCCACGUCUACGCAAAGACCGAGCUGUUCAAUGCAGGUGGCAGUGUCAAGGACAGGAUUGCUUUGCGAAUGGUUGAGCAGGCCGAGAAGAGUGGUAGGAUAAAGCCGGGCGAUACUUUGAUUGAGCCCACCAGCGGCAACACCGGCAUCGGUCUGGCCCUCGUUGCUGCCAUCAAAGGCUACAAAACCAUCAUUACCAUGCCCGAAAAGAUGUCCGCUGAAAAAGUCUCUGUUCUUCGAGCCCUCGGCGCCACCAUCAUCCGUACUCCCACCCAAGCCGCCUGGGACUCCCCCGAAUCGCACAUCGGAGUCGCGCGCCGUCUUGAAAAGGAAAUACCCAACGCCCACAUCCUCGACCAGUAUGGCAAUCCCGACAACCCUUUGGCCCACGAGCACGGAACCGCUGAGGAGAUAUGGGAACAGACAGGUGGCAAGAUCACUGCUAUUGUUGCUGGUGCCGGCACUGGCGGCACCGUUACUGGCAUUGCCCGUGGCUUGAAGAGGCACAACCGGGACAUCAAGGUCAUUGCCGCCGAUCCCCAGGGUAGUAUUCUCGCUCUGCCGGAAUCUCUGAACCAGGAGCAUGUCAACGAGCCGUACAAGGUCGAGGGCAUCGGAUACGACUUCAUCCCAGAUGUGUUGGACCGUGAAAUUGUGGAUAAGUGGUACAAGACGGAUGAUGAGGAGUCCUUCGUACUUGCGAGACGCUUGAUAGCCGAAGAGGGCCUCCUCGUCGGUGGUUCAUCUGGAUCGGCCAUGGCUGCAAUGGUCCGGGCCGUCAGUGACUACGGCUUCAAGAAGGGGGAUGUUGUGGUUGUUGUGUUGCCCGACAGCAUCCGCAGCUACUUGUCCAAGUUUGCCGACGACGACUGGCUUGCCGCCAAUGGUCUCUUGACUACUGGCAGCGCCGAAUCUUCCCUCGCCAAAAACACCACCGGCGGCGAUGGUUCCGAUCCCUACGCCGGUGCCACCAUUGCCUCGCUCCGUCUGAAACCUGUGACUUCUGUCGUCGAUACUGCCCCAUGCUCCGAAGCUAUUGAGACUAUGCGUGACAAAGGCUUCGAUCAGCUCCCGGUGCUGUCUGCAUCGUCCAAGCUUGUCGGUCUCGUCACCCUCGGCAACUUACUGUCGUACAUCUCGCGUGGCCGUGCUACGCCCCAGAGCCCCGUCAAGGACGUCAUGUUCAAUUUCAGCCGUCUGGAUGAAAUCGUCACCGAUCCCCGACAGGGCGCUUCCGUGACCAAGACCUCGGGGCCCAAGCGAAAAUUUGUCGAAAUUACCCUGGAUACGCCACUGUCCACCCUCAGCAAGUUCUUUGAGUGGAACAGCGCGGCAGUCGUGACAGCACGCAGUGGUGACAAUGUGUCGUUGUCCAAGCCCAUUGGUGUCGUUACAAAGGUCGACUUGCUGACUUGGAUGGUCAGCAAGAAAUAA